ACAGUGGGCACCUCCAGCCUUCCUCCCCGGCUCCAUGAGGCUCCUCUGGGGCCUGCUGUGGGCCUUGGGCCUCCUGGCCCUGAGCCAGCAGGAGCCAAGGCUGCUGCUGCUGGCUCCCAGGGUGGUCCACCUGGGCGCACCGCUGUCCGUGUCGGUGCAGCUGCAGGGCCUGGCCCCCGGCCAGCGGGUCUCGGGCACCGUCUACCUCAGGAACCCCAACGACGUCCACGUCCCCUGCUCCCCCGAGGUCCCCUUCCACAUGGACGCCGACAAAGACUUCCUGCUGCUCCAAGUGAAGGUGCCGGCGUUGCAGGCCUCGGCCUGCGGCCUGACGAAGCUCCGCGGGGCCCCGCGCAUGCAGCUGAUAGUGAAGUCUCCAUGGCUGCGGGAGAGCGGCGGGAGCACCGACACCCGGGGCCUCCACCUGCUCUUCUCCUCCCGCCGGGGCUUCCUCUUCCUGCAGACCGACCAGCCCGUCUACAACCCCGGGCAGCGCGUUCGUUUCAGGGUCUUUGCGCUGGAUCACACGAUGCGCCCAUCCUUGGAUCCCGUCACGAUCACCGUCCAAAACGCCCUGGGGCUUCAAGUGCGGCGGAAGGAGAUGUUCUCCCCAAAGUCCAUCCUACAGGAUGACCUGCUGAUCCCCGAUAUCUCCGAGCCCGGAACCUGGAAAAUCUCAGCCCACUUCUCCAACGCCCCGGACUCGAACCGCAGCGUGGAGUUUGAGGUGAAGAAAUAUGUUCUCCCCAACUUUGAGGUGAAGAUCACCCCCGAGCAGUCCCACAUCCUGGUCACCCCCAAUGACAUCAGCGACGUGACUUUGGAGAUCGAGGCCAAGUACGUGUACGGGCGGCCGGUGCAGGGCGUGGCCUACGUGCGCUUUGGGAUCCUGCCCGAGGGCGGCCAGAAGUCCUACCUCCGCGGCCUGGAGAAGCAGCUCAAGCUGGAGGAGGGCAAGUGCUCUGUGCUGCUAGCGGGGGCCAACCUGUCCGCCGCUCGGGAGAAAUUCUCCAGCGCCGCCCUCCUUGACUCUCGCCUCUACGUGGCCGCCUCCGUCAUCGAGUCCCCCGGAGGGGAGCUGGAAGAAGCCGAGUUAACCUCCCUGCGCUUCGUGUCGUCCCCGUGGUCCCUGGACCUCGGCGCCACCAAGAGACACCUCGUGCCCGGGACUGCCUUCCUGCUGCAGGCCCUGGUCCGCGAUGUGUCCGGCUCCCCGGCCCCCGGCAUCCCCGUCCACGUCUCCGCCCAGUUCACCCCGCGGGGGUCCCCCGCCGCCGCCGCCGCCCCCCAGCUCCUCACCGACGCCAAGGGCAGAGUCACCAUCCCCAUCAACACCCCCCGCAACGUCCAGGAGCUCAACUUGGCCGUGUCGGCGGGCACCACCUACCCGGCAAAGGCCUCCCUCACCGCCCGCACCCCCAACACGGGGGGCUUCGGCUUCCUGUCCAUCGAGAGGCUCAACCUCCGGGACCCCCGCCCCGGGGAGACCCUCAGCCUGGAGCUAAGGGCCGUCAGCGCGGACCCCUCCGCCUUCCGACACUUCUACUACAUGGUCCUGCACAAGGGCCAGAUCGUGUCCGUGAACCGCGUGGCCCGGGCCCCCGUGACCUCGGUCUCCGUCCUGGUCACGGAGGAGCUGGCCCCCGCCUUCCGCUUCGUCGCCUUCUACACCCAGCAGGGCCGCGCCGUGGCCAACUCCAUCCACGUGACCGUGGAGGGAACCUGUCUGGGCCUGCUGGAGCUGGGGCUGGAGAGCUCCGGGACCCUGCGGCCCAGCGACAAGCUGCGGCUCAAAGUGCGCACGGACGGGAAGGCCACGGUGGCCCUGUCCGCCACCGACACCGCCGUCUUCGCCGUCAGCCGGAAGGCCCAGAGACAAGCGCGCCUCGACAUGGCCAAGGUCUUCGACGCCAUAAACAGCUACGACCUGGGCUGCGGGCCGGGGGGCGGACAAGACACCAUCAACGUCUUCCAGGCGGCCGGACUGGCCUUCUCCUACGGCAACAACUACAGCCCCCAAAGGAGCAGUUUGAAGUGCCCCACUGAGGAAGAGGAGGAGAAGAGGAGGGUCCGGAGGAGCGCCGAGAUGAGGAAGAAGAUGCAGGACCUGAUGGAUCGAUACACCACGCGGGAGGCCCAGCGUUGCUGCAAGGACGGGAUGACCUCGCUGCCCAUGAAGCGAAAAUGCGAGGAGCGGGCAGCCCGCGUCCCCUCGCCCGCCUGCCGCCAGCCCUUCCUCGACUGCUGUCGCUUCGCCGUCCAGCUGAGCAAGGCCCAGGGCCACCGGAGUAGCCACGGGCUGGCCCGAGCCCAGAACGCCUGGCAGCAGGAGGAAGAGCUGGUCAACGAAGAUGACAUCUACCUCCGGAGCUACUUCCCGGAAAACUGGAUGUGGGAACUGAUGGACGUCAACGGCGUCAAACGGAAGGAUUUUCCCGUCCCCGACUCCAUCACCACCUGGGAGAUCCGGGCGGUGAGUCUGUCCCCACAGAAAGGGCUGUGCGUGGCGCCCCCCGUCCAGGCCCGGGUGUUCAACGAGUUCCACUUGCACGUCAGCCUGCCCCGCUCCGUGCACCGCUUCGAGCAGCUGGAGUUGCGGCCCGUCCUCUACAACUACCUGGACCGAGACCUGCCCGUCGGCGUGUCCGUGUCCCCGACGGAGGGGCUGUGCCUGGCGGGGGGCGGAGGUCGCGAGCAGCAGCUGACGGUGCCCGCGCACUCGGCCCUGCCCGUGGCCUUCGCCGCCGUGCCCACGGCGGCCGGGAACCUGCAGCUGCGAGUGCUGGCCCGAGGGCCGCAGGAGCUGGGCAUCGGCGACGUGGUCGCCAAGAUCCUCCGCGUCACGAGGGAAGGAGCUGUCCACACUGAGGAACUGACCUACGAGCUCAACCCCAGGGACCCCCGGGGCCGCACCCUGGAAAUCCCCGGAGACUUCCCACCCAACGUCAUCCCCGACGGGGACUUCAGCUCCAACGUCCGAGUCACAGCCACGGCCCCGCUGGAGACGUUCGGCGAGGGCGGGGCUCUGUCCCCCGGGGGUCUGGGGUCUCUGAUGCGGGUGCCGCAGGGCUGCGGGGAGCAGACCAUGAUCCUGCUGUCCCCCACGCUGGCUGCCACCCGCUACCUGGACCGCACCGAGCAGUGGGGGGCCCUGCCCCCCGAAGCCAAGGACCGCUCCGUGGACCUCAUCCGGCAAGGCUACGAGCGGAUCCUGCAGUUCCGGAAACCCAACGGUUCCUACGGGGCCUGGCUCCACCGCGACAGCAGCACCUGGCUGUCGGCCUUCGUGCUGAAGGUGCUGAGCGAGGCCCGGGAGCAGGUGGGCGGCUCGGCCCGGGGCCUGCGGGAGACGGCUCAGUGGCUACUGAGCCAGCAGCAGGGGGACGGCUCCUUCCAGGACCCCUGCCCCGUCAUCCACCGGGAGAUGCAGGGCGGCCAGACGGGCCCGGACCACAGCACGGCCCUCACGGCCUUCGUGACGGUGGCCCUCCACUACUCGCUCACGGCCUUUCAGCCCAGGGAGCCCGAUGACCGGGAUGAACAGCAGAAGCAGGAACUGCUGCAGAGAGUGAAAGCUGCGAUCGUGCUGGCGGACUCCUACCUGUCUGACCAAGUGACCCUGGGGCUGCUGGACUCCUACGCCACGGCCCUCUCCGCCUACACUCUGUCCCUGACCAAGGCCCCUGAGAGCACCCGAAACAGGGCCCACCUCAGCCUGAUGGCCAUGGCCCAGAAGCAGGAGGACGCCUUGUUCUGGAGCCAGGGCCUCAGCUCCAAGGACCAGCCCCCGGGCCCGGAGGCCGCCCUGGCCCCCGCCUUUGCCGUGGAGACCACAGGCUACGGGCUGUUGCACCUCCUGCUGCACGAAGGCUCCCAAGAAGAGGCCGGGCAGGCGGCCCGCUGGCUCACCAAGCACGCGGGCUUCGGGGGGCAUUUCCGCAGCACUCAGGACACGGUGGUGGCCCUGAGCGCCCUGGCCGAGUACUGGAUCCGGUCCCACAGCCCCGAGGAGACCCGGCUGAACGUGACGCUGAGCUCCCAGGGCCGACAGGGCCCCAAGAAGCACGUGCUCCACCUGAGCAGCUCUCACAGCCCCGGCAAGGAAGAGGAACUUCAGUUCUCUCUAGGUAACGACAUCCGCGUCGAGGUGGGAGGCAACGGAAAAGGGAUGUUAAAGAUCCUGCGCCAGUUCCACGUCCUGGAGGAGAAGAACAGCACCUGCCUCGAUCUCAAGAUGGAGGUGACGGUCACCGGCUACGUCCAGUACUCGCAGGACGCGGACGACGACUACGCCUACUACGAGGAGGAGGCGGGCGAGGUGAAGCCCGCGCCGGCCGACGACCCGUCGGUGCCGGGGCCCGAGCCGUCGGUGACGCCGCUGGGGCUGUUCGAGGCUCGGCGGAGGCGACGGCGGAGGGAGGCUCCGGGCCUGGGCGACGGCGGGGGCGGCCAAGACGACCCCCAGGUCCUGUACAACGUCUGUAUCUGGCGGGAGGGCAGAGCGCAGCUGUCGGGAAUGGCCAUCGCCGACAUCACCCUGCUCAGUGGCUUCCACGCCCAGGAAUCUGACUUGGAAAAGCUGAAGGGCCUCUCUGACCGCUACGUGAGCGAGUACGAGACGCACGGACCCCACGUCCUGCUCUACUUCGAUCAGGUGUCCAGGACCAAGGAGUGCGUGGCUUUCCGCGCGGUUCAGGAGGUGCCCGUUGGGCUGGUGCAGCCGGCCAGCGCCGUCCUCUACGACUACUACGAGCCCGCCCGCAAAUGUUCCGUGUUCUACUCGGCUCCGACCCAGAGCAAGCUGCUGUCCGCCCUGUGUGCCGGCAGCGUGUGCCAGUGUGCCGAGGGGAAGUGUCCUCGGGCCCGCCGGCCCCUGCAGCGCGAGGAGGAUGACGAGGACGGCUACCGGAUGCGAUUCGCCUGUUACAGCCCCCGCGUGCAAUAUGGGUUCCUGGUCCAAGUCCUCCGAGCCGAGAGCAAAGCCGCCUUCCGCCUCUACGAGGCCAAGAUCACCCAAGUCCUGCAUUACACCGAGGACCACCAAGCAGCAGAGAACCAGACCCGCUCCUUCCUGGUGCGGUCAUCCUGCCGCCUGCAGCUGGAGCCCGGCAAGGGCUACCUCAUCAUGGGGCCCGACGGCCUCACCAAGGACCAGCACCACAACCCCCAGUACCUGCUGGACUCCGAGACCUGGAUCGAAGAGCUCCCUGCCCCCCGCCUCUGCCAGGCUACCCGGCACCGCGAGACCUGCGCCCGCCUCCACGACUUCCUUGAGGAAUAUGGCUCCCAGGGCUGUCAGGUCUAGUGCCCGCGGCCUGCCCUCUGACCGCUUCCUGCCCACCCGCCUCUCUGCCCACCAUAUGUCCUGUGUUCUACACCUUCCUCUGAGCCUCCUGACCUCUGACCUGUCUAUGAUCC
Molecule: messenger RNA, 5418 nt
Organism: Tachyglossus aculeatus (Australian echidna)
Lineage: Eukaryota; Metazoa; Chordata; Mammalia; Monotremata; Tachyglossidae
Product: complement C4-like
Exons: 41
Coding region: 35-5305 (1756 amino acids)
Biological process (GO): inflammatory response; complement activation
Cellular component (GO): extracellular region
Molecular function (GO): endopeptidase inhibitor activity; protein binding
Source: RefSeq, a predicted model, not a curated record